Molecule: messenger RNA, 351 nt
Organism: Adineta ricciae
Lineage: Eukaryota; Metazoa; Rotifera; Eurotatoria; Adinetida; Adinetidae
Source: the annotation of a GenBank genome assembly
AUGAAAUUUCGAUUCAAAGAAGAAACUCCUGCUGAACAACGUAGACAAGAAGCAGAAAAGAUUCGUACUAAAUAUCCCGAACGAAUUCCAGUUGUUGUCGAACGAGUACCAAAAUCUCAAAUACCUGAAAUUGAUAAGCGAAAAUUUCUGGUACCGAAUGACAUCACCAUUGCCCAAUUCAUGUGGAUUAUUCGUAAACGAAUCCAAUUAGCGCCUGAAAAAGCUAUCUUUCUCUUUGUCAAUAAAACAAUUCCAUUAUCAAGUGCGACCAUGGGAGAAAUCUAUGCUGAGAAUAAAGAUGAAGAUAGCUUUCUAUACAUUGCCUAUGGUGGCGAGAAUACAUUUGGUUAA